This is a messenger RNA of Rosa chinensis, 453 nucleotides long. RefSeq lists its product as uncharacterized. The transcript has 2 exons. Bases 40 to 366 code for a protein of 108 amino acids. Lineage: Eukaryota; Viridiplantae; Streptophyta; Magnoliopsida; Rosales; Rosaceae. The record is from RefSeq and is a predicted model, not a curated record.
AAUCAUCUCAAACAAGAAGGUGUCUACAUAAUCAGUCAGAUGCAGGCGGAGGAGGAGGAGCAGCAGCACAAGGAAAAUGGCGGCAACUAUCGGACCCUCAUGCCCGACACUCACUUUUUGUGGGCCGGAGCCAGCGCGGCCCAGUUCGGCUGGGCGGUAGUCUUGUACCGGAAAGGAUCCGGCGCCCACUCCACUUCCAUGCCUUUCAGGGCUUUCGCUGUCGCAUCCCUCUUCGUCGGCGCCGGAGCCACCGCCGCCUUCGCUGGCCUCCGUGCAUCUGGUAUCCACAAGGUGGAGGACCUAAUUCAGUUGGGUGCAAACAUAAGAACUGGCCUCGGGGUACAACGGAGGGCAAGGGAUGAAUAACUGUUUAUUUCCGGGUGUAAAAUCUUUAGGAUUCUAAAUUUCUAAUUCUAUUUUAUAAAACCAACUGUUGGGUUGGACUUUCAUCUA